This is a messenger RNA of Aphidius gifuensis, 6077 nucleotides long. Its product is annotated as fibrinogen-binding protein-like. The record is from RefSeq and is a predicted model, not a curated record. Lineage: Eukaryota; Metazoa; Arthropoda; Insecta; Hymenoptera; Braconidae.
GUUUCUCGCAUUUUCUACGUAUUAAUUAUUAAACAUUUAUAAUUAUUGUGAACAAAAUAAUAAAUAUUUAUUUAAUUUAAUUUUAUAAAAAUUAACGACAAUAUAUUGUUGUCUUGAAUAAUGCAAUCAUUGAAAGAUAUUGAAGAAGAGAAAUCUGAUGCCAAAACUGUUGUUCGUAGACCAUUACGAGGAACAAAAAUGUCAUCAGUAACUGAUUCACCAUUAAGAAGAAGUACAAGAAGUACAAGACGUCAACCAGCAGAAUCAUCACCAGAAUCAAUUGUAAGUGAAUUAUCUGGUCCAGCAACAAAGACUCGUUCACUUAGACCAAGAAAUCCAUCAAUAACAUCAGAUAUUAGUGAAAUUGGUGAUGAUGUUAUUGGUGAAAGUAAAAGAAUUACACGUAGAAGUUCAGCAGCAAUAACAGUAUGUCCAGAUACACCACCAAAAACCAGACUCAGACGAGGUGUCAGAGCUGGUUCUGAGACACAAACAAUGUCACCAUCUGUACGAACAAGAAACACCAGAGCUGGAUCAGUUGAUGAUCAAAGAAAUGACACAUUAAGAACAUUAGAAUUACCUGGAUCAAAUAGUGGUACACCAAUUAAAACACGUACAAGACGUGCAUCAGUACAACCAAGUGAACCAUCUGUUAUUGAAGAGCCAAGAAUUAUCACCAGAGGUAGACGUAAAAUUGUCAAUGACACUGACAGUAAUGCAUCUGAUAUAACUGAAUUGGAAACAAUAGAAAAGAAAAAAUUAGAUACUGUUGAUGAGGGAAUUUGUGGUCAACUAACAAUACAGUUAAAAAAAAUUGAUGAAAUUGAACCAUUAAAAUCAAUAUCACGUCAAACAACUGUAGAAACUAAUAAUGAUGAUGAUGAAGAAGUAGAAUCUAUAAAUAAAUCAAAUAGUCGUGAAUCAUUAAAUAAUAAUGAUGAUAAUAAUAAAAACAGCUCAUCAAAUGUCAUUGAUGCAUCACAAAAAUUAGAACCAACUGAAGAUGAAAAAAAAGAGUCCAAUGAACCUUCAAGUGCCUCUGAUAAUAACCUAAACACAUCACCAGACACAUUAAAAACUGAUGAUGCAUCAAGAACAUCAAUUGGUAGAAAAUCUUUAAAUAAAAUUGAUGAUUGUUUAAAUACGUCAUCAGUCAAAUUAGAAGACGAUGAUGAUGCUUCAAAAACAUCAAGUGUUAGUAGAAAAUCUUUAAAUAAAAUUGAUGAUUGUAUAAUCGAAUCAUCAGUCAAGCUGGAAGAGGAUGAUUCAUCAAGGAAAUCAAUUAGUAGAAAAUCAUUGAAUAAAGUUGAUGAUAGUUCAGAUGAUUUAUUAAAAUCAUAAGGUAAUUUAAAUAGCUCACGUAAAUCAUUGUCAGCAGUUGAAGAUAACGUGUUAGAUUCAGCACAAAAAGUACUGGAAUCAAUUGAAGAUGAAAAAGAUGAAAGUGAUGAAUUAUUGAUGAAACCUGUUGAUCAUUUGAACAGAUCAAGUACUCCAUUAAUUCCACUUGAAGCUGAUGAAGAAGUUUUACCAAAAUCAAGUGAUAGAAAAUCUUUAAGUAAAUCUGACAGUUUUAAUAAUUCACGUAAAUCAUUUAUCACAUUGGAUGAUGAUGAUGAUAAUGAUAAUUUAGAUUCUCUAAAAGAUUCAACAUGUAGAAAAUCAUUGAAUAAAAAUGAUGAUAAUUCAACUGAAACAUCUGUACUUACAGUGCAAGUUACUCCAGAAUUAUCAAGAAAAUCAAUUGAUAGAAAAUCGUUAAAUAAAACUGAAGAUAAUUUAAAUAGUUCACGUAAAUCAUUGGCUACAUCUGAGUCAAAUGAUUUAAAUUCAUCACAAAAAUUAUUAGAGGCAGAAAAAAAUUCUGAUAAUGAAAAUAAUUCAUGUAAAUUAUCAUUUGAAAUGGAUACAGAUAAAAAUGAUGUUUUAGAAACUUCACAAAAUUCAUUUAAAUUAGUUGAUGAUGAUGAUAAUAAAGAUAAAUCUGAAAAACCAGUUGAUCAUGAUGAUGACGUUGAUGCACCAUUAGAAAAUGAAAAUAAUAAUGAUGAUGAAGAUGAACUUGAUAAAACACUUAUUAUUGAAUUACCAGAAAAAUGUGAGGAUGUAUUAGAGAAAUCAAAUGAAUCAAUGAGUCGUAAAUCAUUUGGCAACAAUGAAAAUAUUGUUAAUAAUCAACAAGAUUACUUUGAAGAACCAAUGGAAGUUGAUGAGAGUCAUUCAGUUAGUUUAUCACUUGAUACAUCAACUAAAUUAGUAAAAAGUACACCAAUUAAAACACCAGCUAAAAGUCAAAGACAUUCAAUGAUUGAUGAUGUUUGCUCAACAACUAAAUCACCUAAAAAUACACCAACAAAGACACCAGCUAAAAAUGAAAAAAGUUUAUUAGCUGAUGAAGCUGAAACAUCCUUAAUUAAAUCAGUAAAAAAUACACCAUCAAAGACACCAGCUAAAGAUGAAAAAGAUUCAUCAGCUGAUGAAGCUGACACUACAAUAGUUAAAUCAGUUACAAAUACACCAAUAAAGACACCAGCUAAAAGUCAAAGAAAUUCAUUGAUUGAUGAAGUUUGUUCAACAACUAAAUCAGCUAAAAAUACACCAUCAAAAACACCAGCUAAAAAUGAAAAAAGUUUAUUAGCUGAUGAAGCUGAUACAUCAAUAAUUAAAUCAGCAAAAAAUACACCAUCAAAGUCACCAGCUAAGGGUGAAAAAAAUUUAUUGACUGAUGUCACUGAUAAAUCAGCAAAAAAUACGCCAUCAAAGACACCAGCUAAGGGUGAAAAAAAUUUAUUGACCAAUGUCACUGAUAAAUCAGCAAAAAAUACACCAUCAAAGACACCAGCUAAGGGUGAAAAAAAUUUAUUGACUAAUGUCACUGAUAAAUUAGCAAAAAAUACACCAAUAAAAACACCAAUUAAAGUUCAAAGAAAUCCAUUGUAUUGUCCACUUGAUUUAUCACCAAAAUCAGCAAAAAAUACACCAAUACAACCACCAGUUGAAAGUGAAAAUAGUUUAUUGAAUGAUACAGUUGCAACUUCAUCAAAAACUCCAAAUAAAACACCAGCUAAAAAUCGUAAAAGUUUACUUAGUGAGGCACUGAAAUCUUCACAAAAAUCUAUGAAUGAUUCAAUCAAUAAAUCAAUAAAAUUAUCAGAAAAUGAUGAUAAAAUUAAAGAAAAUGAUAAAUCAAAAAUUGUCAAUUUGGAUUCAGAUUCAAAUAGUCAAAAUUCAGAUAGUGAUGAAGAUGUUCAUGUUGUACAAGCAUUUGUGUAUAGUGAUGAUAAUGAUGAAGGUCAAGACGAUGCUGAAAAUGAAAAUGAUGAUGAUGAUGACGAUGAUGAUGAUAAUAAAGAAGAAGAGGAAGACAGUGAUGACAAAGAUGACGAAGAGGAAGAAAAGAAAAUUAAUGGUGAUAAUGAGGAUGAUGAUGAUGAUGAUGAUGAAGAAGAUGAAGACGUCGAUGUUGAAAUUAAUGAUACUGAUGAUGAUGAUGAUGAAGAUGAAGAUGAAAAUUCCAGUAUCAAUUCUGAUAUUGCAAAAGAAUAUAAUUUCAAUGGUAACACAUCAUUAAAAUAUUCAGAUGAUGAUGUACCAGCUGAUAGUUGUCUUGCUAGUGAAGAUGAUGAGGAUGCAUCAGAUUCCGAUGAUGAUGGCAGUGAUUUAGCUGAUUUUGUUGUUGAUGAUGAUGAUGAUGAUGAUUCUGACGAAGAAGAAGAGGAGGAUGAUGAUUCUAAUAAUGACGACGAUGAUGACAGUGAUGAAGAUUCAAAUGAGUAUUGCCGUGUACGCAAGCCUUCAACAAUUAUUAUCGAAGGAUUUGAUGAUGAUGAGGAAGAAGAAAAUUCAGGCGUUAUUAUUGAAGAAAUUAACGAUGAAGAUGAGUCACUUGAUAAAACAACAAGUGAUAAAGAAGACGAUAAAAAAGAAAAUGAAUCAAUCAAUUUAAAUGAAUCUAAAAAUAAAAAAUUCAAUCGUAUAAUAUCAUCUGUUGAUAGUUCAACACCAAAAUCUGAAUCAAAUAAAAAAACUACAUCAGAAUCUGAUUUACCACCACCAACAUCAAUGAAAAAAAUGAAAUUAAAUUGUUCAUUGGGUAAUAAUAAAAAUGUUCCACAUGUUGAUACACCACGUCCAAAAAUUGAAUCAAAUAAAAUGUUUAAUUUAUCAAAUGAUAGUUUAAAAUCAAAUACAGAAAAUAAGAGUUUUGCAACUCCAUCAAAUGAAUCAUUUGGUUCUACAAAAAAAUCAAAACAACCUGUUGAUUUAUCAGCAAAAAAAAAUACACCAGGUCCAUUGUCAUCUAAAAAAACUAAUAAAACUAUUGAUUUAUCAAGUUCUGUAUCUGGUGUUGAUUCACCAAGUUUAUCAUCAAAAAAAUUAUUGACAUUUGAACAAACACCAAAUAAAACAAGUUCAAGUGUAACAUCAUCAUCUGGAGUUGAUUCACCACUUCCUGCAUCAACAAAAAAAUCAGCAAAACUUGCUAAAACACCUAAAAUGAUGAGUAUAAGUAUCAGUUCAUCAUCUGAUAUUAGCACACCUGAAUCAUCAUCAAAAAAAUUACCAGUAUCAUUGAAAACACCAAAAACCACAAGCAUCAGUGUCAGUUCAUCAUCUGAUGUUGAUACACCUGGACCGUUAUCAUCAAAAAAAUUAAUGAAAAAUGCACAAUUAUCAAAAAUGAUUACUGAAAGUGGUGACAGUUCAUCCGGUGUUGAUACACCUCGUCCAGCAUCAUCUAAAAAAACAAAGAAAAUUACUGAUUCAUCAUCGUCAUCUGAACUUGAAUCAACUGAUAUUGAUACACCAGAUAAAAAAUUAAAAAAUAAAUUAAAUACACCAAAAGAUUCAGCUAAAAAAACUAAUGAAAGUUUUAAAGAACCAAAAACACCAAAAAAUCUUCUUCAAAAGACGUUAACAACAAAUAUUGAAAAAUCAAAAACACCAAGUGCAUUGAACAACACAUUUAUGCCAGGUGCAACAGAAUCACCAGAUUUUAGAACAUUGAUGAAAGAUAAAUUAAAUGACACAAUGCCAGCAAUAAAAAUACAAGCAACCAAACGUCUAAGUGCAGCAUCAGAUAAUAAAAAUGUUGAAAAUAAAAAAAGAAAACUUUCUCUACCAGUUGAAACAGAAGAUGUUGAUACUAGUAUUGAUGAAGAACAAGUAUUUUCAAAAGCAUGCAAGCAAAUUGAAGAAGUAAUUCAAAAACAAAAACAAAUGCAAAAUAAAAUUGAUGUUGAUGAUGAUAAACCAGAAUGUGUUAGUCUAUCCAAAGCACGUCAAGAUAAUGAAGAAGCUAUGAAAAAACAAGCUGAAAGUAUUCAAGCAAAUAAGGAAAAUAAUAAAAAGAAAAAUAAAAAUAAAAAUAAGAAAAAUAAAUCAAAUAAUACAAAUGUUGUUGUUGAAGUCAAGAAAAAUUCAAUUGAUGAAUCAAAAGAACAUGUUAAUAAUGUUAAUAAUGUCAAAACUGGAAUAAAACGUUUAGCUGAUGACUUCUUGGACAGUUUAUCAGAUGAAAAACCAAUGAAGAAGAAGCCAAAAAUUAUGCCAUCACGUACCAUGUUUGAUUCACCAUCAAAAAUACCUAAAAAUAUGUUAAUUGAAGAUUAUGUGCCAUUAGAAACAACAACAUUUGGUAGUACAACACAAUUUACUGUUGUUAAUUUAAAGAAAAAGAAAUCAUUAAAAAAUAAAAAAAAUAGUGAAUUAAAUUUCCGUGAACGUAUGCUCAAAAGAAAUCCACGUCAGCCAAUAUCAGCAUAUUUGAUGUACAAUCAAAAACUCAAAGCACAACAACAACAACAACAACGACAAAAAUUUAAUUAAACAAAAAAAUUAAAAAAAUCAUAUUUCUAGAUGUUAGAUUAACACGUUUCGUUUACUUAACUUUUUUUUUUUUUUUACAUUCUGAUUAUUAUUAGUCAUCGUUUCCAUCAUGUGAUGCUUCUUCACUUUUUUUUUUUUUUUUUUUCGUUAUAUUUUUUUUUUUAAACAUACUCCGACACGUUUAGAUAAUAUUUUUAUUAUCAAACGUUUAUUAUUAUUACUUGAUGUUUUUUCCAAAUUCUUGGGGA